AUGCUCGCCGUCUCCCUACGCUGUGUUACUCGGCCUGGCGGUAGUAAGUUGGCCAUAUUGGUGCUGAAAAAUGCCCAAUUGACCCUCCAGGCCGUCCAGGUCCGAGCAUACAGCAGCGAGUAUUCGCACCACGAGGCCCGGGUUGAGAGCAUCCGCAAUAUAGGCAUUAUCGCCCACGUCGAUGCGGGCAAGACGACGACGACGGAGCGCAUGCUGUUCCAGAGCGGCCGUACUCGCCAUCUCGGAAACGUUGAUCAUGGCAACACCACUACGGACUUCCUCCCCAUGGAACGGGAGCGCGGCAUCACCAUUCAGUCGGCAGCCAUCACCUUCCAAUGGCCGCCCAAGUCGCUGUGUCCUCCAGGCAUUGAGCCCCAGACGAUCAACUUGAUCGAUACACCUGGUCACCAGGACUUCCGCUACGAGGUUGACCGCUGCAUGCCCAUCCUGGACGGUGCUGUGUGCAUCCUGGACGGCGUCAAGGGCGUUGAGACGCACACUGAGCGCGUCUGGUCCUCGGCCCAUCUCUCGCGCAUCCCCCGCCUGCUCUUUGUGAACAAGCUGGAUCGCGACGGCGCCAGCUUCCGACGGUCAGUCCAGGAGGUGGCUACUCGACUGAAGACUUGGCCGCUGUUGUGUCAGAUCCCCUGGUGGAAUAAGGACGACCUAUGGGGCGUUAUCGACGUCAUCCACCAGCACGGUCUACGCUUCAACACCACAAACGGUUCCAUGAACGUCGUCAGCAAGGACAGCAUAGCCCGCGACAAUCCGGCACUGAAGGACGAGAUGGAGACGGCCCGUCUGCGCCUGAUUGAGACGCUCUCCGAGCACGAUGACCAGAUUAUGGAGGACUUCCUCGAGCACGAGGGCAAUGUCCCUUCGUCGUCCAUCAAGCGUGCCAUCCGCCGUCUGAUCAUGGACGGCAGGGCGCGGUUUACCCCUGUCUUUGCCGGUGCCAGUCUUCGUAACAUCGGCGUUCAGCCCCUGCUGGACGCCAUCGUAGACUACCUCCCGAGCCCCCUAGACCGGCCGCCCCUGGAGCUUACGAUGGGCAUGAAGGCAACUACGUUGACUCAGGUCCUCGAGCAGCGCAUCAAGAGAAAGGGUACUCACCAUUCGGAGGCGCCAAUUGCGGCGAUUGCCCACGUCUUCAAGGUGGUUAACGACCCGCGCCACGGAAUGAUGAGCUGGCUGCGUGUCUACCAUGGCACCUUCAACCGCAGCAGCAACAUGUGGAACAGCAACACACAUAUGUUCGAAAAGCCACAGCACAUCUUGCACGUCUCGGCCAAGGAUCACCACAGCAUCGCUCACCUGUCGACGGGCCACAUCGGUGCCAUGACCAACCUCAAGUCUGCUCGCACCGGCGACACACUCAUCACCUUCCCGGGCCAUCACGGAGGAGGCAACCACGCUCCAGAGCCAUUCGGAAACCUACGCAUCAAAGCCCCCGACACGCCCCCGGCGGUAGCCUUCAUCUCCAUCGAGCCCUAUACCCGCACAGCGAGCGAGAAGCUUGAAGAAGCCCUCUCCAAACUCGAGCGCGAAGACCCCAGCAUCCGCUGGAGCAAGAACGAAAAGACCGGCCAGCUCAUCCUCUCCGGCAUGGGCGAACUUCACCUCGAAAUUGCUCAGGACCGCCUUUGGAACCACUACAAAAUCGACCGCGACUCCGCCGUCUGGGGCGACAUCGAGGUCGAGUACUCCGAGUGUCUUCUAGCGCCAACCGGCCCCCAUCGUGCACUGUAUGACCGCACUAUCCGCGACAAGCAGGGCCGUGCUGGGUGUACCGUCUCGCUGGAGCCGCUCGAGGCGGAUCCGGGACAUGAACACCAAGGUGCCCUGCUGGAAUCUGCUGUCGAGCGCGAGGGUAACAUCCUGCACGUCUCGAUCCCCCUGCCAGAGGAUUCGACGACCCUGCCCUUCGACCCCGAUCUCGUCCGGCAACAACUCAUCAACGGCGCCAUCGCUGGUCUAGCCCGCGGACCGCGCCGUAAUGCUCCCGUCCGCCGGUGCAGAGUGCACAUCACGUUUGACCCGGCCACCGACUACUUCGGUGAGAGUGUCAGCACGGGCGGGCAUAUCACCAACGCGGCGCUCGCGGCGGUCAAGGCAGCCCUGAAGGCUGCGCAUGAGAAUAAGACAGUUGGCAUCUUGGAACCGUUUACUCGCGUGCAGAUUCAUUGCCCCGAGGAAGCAGGUAAUGCAAUCCAACAUGAUUUGGUGGCUGCCCGCGGCGGGCAGGUGGAGGAGGUUAGACGGCCGGAGGAUAUGGAUAGGUCUCAGGUUAUUCAGCCGUUCAACACUCCCUCGAAAGGAUCCUCUGGCGAAGAUGGGGAGCAGGGAGUAGAGGAGGAGGAGGAGUUUAAGGUUGAUCCUAGCAAGGUGUAUGUCCCACCCGACCCGUACGAGUCCGUUGAUUCCUUGAGGGGACCGAAGAAGGCGGUCGUGAGGAUGUUGACUAUCAUUGGUAAGGCACCGCUGAAGGAGAUGAUGAAGUAUGAUGGGCAUUUGAGGAGCUUGACGGGUGGUAGGCAUACUCUGGUGCUGGAUCCGGCUGGAUUUGAGCUGGUUGUUGGGCCAAGGGAGAGGGCGUUGGAGGAGGGGAGGUAG
Molecule: messenger RNA, 2613 nt
Organism: Thermochaetoides thermophila DSM 1495
Lineage: Eukaryota; Fungi; Ascomycota; Sordariomycetes; Sordariales; Chaetomiaceae
Exons: 3
Coding region: 1-2613 (870 amino acids)
Biological process (GO): mitochondrial translation; ribosome disassembly
Cellular component (GO): mitochondrion
Molecular function (GO): GTPase activity; GTP binding
Source: RefSeq, a predicted model, not a curated record